AUGGUUGGCGCCACCCUGGCACCCAUAGGACCAGGUGUCGCCAUAGGCCGAGUGUCACACCUCUCACAUGAUGAGCUUGCCCGACAACAGGACGUGCAACGAUGGGUGUCCUGUGACAAUGAGGGCUGCACGACGUUGAACCUUGCCGGCAAGUCUUGUCCUGGGCAGCAAGCAGACAUCAAGCCCGACCUGCACUGGUUGUUGGUAACAAAACCCGACGGCAAGGGCUACGAACUACAGCCGAUUAGUGUCUGGUUCAACUUCGAAAGGCCUGUGGCAUUCGAAGAAGGCCUCGACGACUUAGAGGACGAGGCGGCAGCGGAGAAGCUGGACUCCAGCAGCAAGAAGAGAAAGUCGGAGCACCUCGGCGAGGAGGGCAUCAAGCGGGAUGCCUGGCUGCGGCGGCACAUCGAUGGCCGCUGGCAGGGCAUGCUGGAGCGCCGUGCUGUCCAAACAGGGCGCUGGCUCGACGCUGCCACAGGAAGCUCGCGGAUACGUGAGCAGAUCCUAAGCGACUUCCACUACAGUUCAGAUGGACUGGGGCCUCAAGUUCUGAGCAUCCUGAAGUCUGUCAACAAGGACCUCAGUGUCUCGCGCUGCCUCAGAGAGCUGGAAGGGCUGGAGCAAAUGUCGUUUCAGCAGAAGCAGCAAGUUCGCACGGACCUGCUGCAGCACCCGGCACAGUUGAUGCAGAUGGACUGGGACACUGAGGGCAGCAUACUCAAGUCGGUGGCCGAGCACCUGAAGGAGAAGCGCCUGGAGAAUCGGAAGAUGAACGCUAGAAAGCGAGCAAAAGCCAAGAAGGGGGAGGAUGUUGAGGAGGUGCCUGAGACGGCCAACACCCUGAAGCAGCUCAAAUCUGAAACAGGCGAAGCCUUAUGGGACUUUGAAGCUGCUGACGAGUUCUCCGACGACCAGGAGGAGGACGUCGAGGAGAAGCAUCGCGAGCUUGUAAUACCAGAUCGUCAGGUCUUGGCGCCUGAAGAAGGGGCGACCGACAGCGAGGACGAGGGCAACAUGAUGAGCAAACAUGGGCAAGAUCUACAGGUGCUGCUGAACAGGCAGAAAGACCCGGAGGACCAGGAUGAAGACUCGCAGGAUGAUCAAAUCCCGGCAAGUGCCAAGCUUCGAAAUCUCAGAUCGCACCCCACCAAAGGCGGUGCGAAGCCACGUGCUUGA
Molecule: messenger RNA, 1179 nt
Organism: Symbiodinium natans
Lineage: Eukaryota; Dinophyceae; Suessiales; Symbiodiniaceae
Source: the annotation of a GenBank genome assembly